Entamoeba nuttalli P19 is the source of this 1737-nucleotide messenger RNA. RefSeq names its product Ras guanine nucleotide exchange factor, putative. The record is from RefSeq and is a predicted model, not a curated record. Gene Ontology annotation, molecular function: guanyl-nucleotide exchange factor activity. Gene Ontology annotation, biological process: positive regulation of GTPase activity; Ras protein signal transduction. Gene Ontology annotation, cellular component: plasma membrane. The transcript has a single exon. NCBI's taxonomy places the organism in Eukaryota, Evosea, Mastigamoebida, Endamoebidae. Bases 1 to 1737 code for a protein of 578 amino acids.
AUGAGCGGAUGUCCACAUAAAUAUAAAGUUAAUACUGAAUGUCCACGAUGUAAACAAAGUAUUUGUGCUGAAUGUUUUUCAAUGAGUGUUAAAGACCAUUCUGAGUGUCCUGUUUGUAAAAGUCCAUUAACAGUAGCGUUCUUGAUUGAUUUAUGUCAUAAAGAAGCAAUUCCAAAUUUUAAAUCUGUUCAAAAAUUUUUAGUUGGAAGUUCGAUUCCAAAUAGAAAACGAUGUUCUGUAAGUCUUAAUGCUGAUGUUUCAAAACUUCCAGGUACUAUGGGGUCUAGUAUUGCACGUUCAACAUUUUCAGGUAUGAGUGAUACUACACUUUUUAUUGAUGAAAGUACAUAUCAAGCAGAUGAUAAUAGUAAUAUAUUUGAACAACCAGAUUCUCCAGAAUUUAUUACAUUUACAAAAGAAAAGGGAUGGGAUUUUCCUAUUAUUCAAACAGCUACAUUACCAAAAAUGAUUCAAGUAAUAACAUCAAAAGAUUUUCAAGAUCCUUAUUUUGCUGAAUGUCUUGUUUUUGGUUAUCCAACAGUAAUGACUAAAGAAGAACUUAUUGGAUUAUUAGUAAAACGAUUUAAUCCUCAAAGACCAGAAGGAAUGAAUUGGGAUGAAUUUGUUAGUUCUAAAUUAUCACCAAUUAGAAUGAAAGUUAUGGGAUUUAUUAGGUCAUGGGUUAAUUGGAGAUUUAGCGAUUUUGAUGAUAUUGAUAUGAGAACAACGUUAGAAUUACUUAUUGGAAUGUAUGAAACCUUUAAACCAAAAAUGGCAAAAUUUAUGAAAGAUUUCAUUGAUAAACAAGAAAAAAAGACACAAACACAUAUUAGAGAAUUUACAUUAGGAAAUGAAGCAAAAUAUAUGAAAGAUUUUAUUGAAGAACAACCAAUAUUUUCAUUUUCUAUUAAAGAUGUUGCACAACAAAUAACUUUAAUGCAAUUUGAUAAAUUUAGAAGAAUAACAGUUGAUGAAUUGUUAAGUCAAAUGUGGACAAAAAAAGAUAAUAAAACACUUACUCCAAAUAUUGUUGCAAUGAUGCAAUUAACUAACAAAAUAUCAUAUAUUGUUCAAAAUAUUAUUCUUUCAUUUGUAAAAUUAAAACAUCGAAUAUUUGCUAUUGAAUUUUUCAUUAAAGUUGCAGAAUACUUAAAGAAAUUAAAUAAUUUUGAUGGAUUUAAAGCUAUACUUGCAGCCUUAGAUUCAUCACCAAUUUAUCGAUUAAAAGAUACUAAAGAUGGAUUAAGUGAAGAAUCAAUUAAAUUACUUACUGAAUUUCAGUCAAUAGUUAAUUAUGAAUCAAACUUUAAAAAAUUAAGAGAAAUUACUGCAAUAUGUGAACCACCGUGUAUUCCAUUUUUAGGUUCUACAUUAGGAGAUUUGGUUUUUACUAAAGAAAAUGAAAAAAGUGAAAAUGGACAAUUAAAAUUAGUUAAUUUCUUCCGUGUUAGAACAUAUGGUUCAAUGUUAAGAGAAAUUGUAAUGAAACAAGAAACUUCAUUUCCUUUUUAUUAUUGUAAAAAUCUAAAAGAACUUAUUGAACAAUUUGAAUUUGAAGAAAAUGAAGAUAAAUUAUUUGAGAAAAGUAUUAAUGUUGAACCAACAAGAAAUAAAGAAAUAAGUAAAGAAGAUAAAAAGAAAAUUAAUAAAGCAAAAGGAGAUGUUGAAAACCUUUGGAAAAAAUAUCAUUCAUUUUGGAAGAAAACAAUGAAGAUUGAAGCUGUUGUGAGUAAAUAA